Molecule: messenger RNA, 4012 nt
Organism: Meriones unguiculatus (Mongolian gerbil)
Lineage: Eukaryota; Metazoa; Chordata; Mammalia; Rodentia; Muridae
Gene: Spag16
Product: sperm associated antigen 16
Exons: 11
Coding region: 201-1406 (401 amino acids)
Biological process (GO): axoneme assembly
Cellular component (GO): axonemal central apparatus
Molecular function (GO): protein binding
Source: RefSeq, a predicted model, not a curated record
UAGCCUGUGUGAAAGUAACCUCAUCUCCUGGCUAGUAGCCCCUAGUCUGCUCUACAAGCCGCAUGGGGCGUCUGGGGUAACCAGGCAACGCGUUGCCGUAGUGACUGCGGACACGCAGGCCCGGCCUGAGGGCUCUGGGCCGGUCUCGGGUGAAGGGUCGCGGGGUAUCGCGAGAGUUGCCAGGCCGGCCGGUUGCAGGCAUGGCUGCUCAGCGUGGGGUGCCGCCGAUGCGGAUGCUGGAGGAGGCGCUGGGCAUCAGUUUGACAUCCUCGGGCGACACGCCGGAGCCGGUGGCCGCAGACGGUGCCUACUACCUGGAGCAUGUCUCCAUAACUGAAGUAUCGGAAGAUGACUGUGAAUACGAAGAGAUACCAGAUGACAAUUUCAGCAUUCCAGAAGGAGAAGAAGAUCUGACAAAAGCAAUUAACAUAAUUCAAGAGCAGGCCACAGACAUUGAGAUUUUGGAGCAGACAACAGUUCUUCCUUCAAAGCAGGUAGUACACGAAGCCAUAGAAGACUUUCUCUGCAAUUUCUUGAUCAAAAUGGAAAUGAACAGAACUCUGGACUCCUUUCAGGCAGAGUGGUAUGAGUUAAUACAGAAAGGAAAAACUGAGUUUAGUGAGAUUGGGAAUGUUCCAGAUGUCUACAGCCAGGUGAUGCUUUUAGAGACUGAAAACAAAAACUUGAAGAAAGAUUUGAAACACUUCAAACAGGCAGCUGAAAAGGCCAGGGAAGAGCUGCUGAGGACGCAGAAGGAGCGGGAUUUCCACCGCAUGCACCACAAGCGCACGGUGCAGGAGAAGAACAAGCUCAUUGCCGAUCUGAAAGGGUUGAAACUGCAUUAUGCGUCUUACGAACCAACUAUAAGGGUGCUACAUGAGAAGCACCAUGUUUUGCUGAAGGAGAAAAUGCUGACCUCCUUAGAAAGAGAUCAAGCUGUUGGGAAGAUUUCUGGACUUCAAGCAUCACUGAAGAACACAGAGAUAGCGCAUAUUCAUAUCCCUAAAAUCAAAGGAUUUCAUGAGGCCGCUUCUAUCUCUGGAGAUCAGGGAGACAGUGGUUCAGCUGGUUACAGUUGUGAGAAAGAAAACAAGUCAGAAGCCCCUACUCAGAAAGGUCUUCAUGAAUCCAAACAGGACAGUGGAUAUAAAACAAAGAUGAAGGAUGAUAGAAAGGCCAUCUUCAACAGAAUCCAAGAGGGUGCUAAUAUGGUCAGUUCAAGAUCAUCACUCUAUCCAACUCCAUGCCUCCAUCAGCAGAAAUGGAGAGGGCAUUCUCCAACUUGGAAUAAGAUCACGCCUCAACAGGACGCCAUUAGCAAAAGACAGCAAAGUUCAGGAACACUCAGAACAAGACAGCCCAGGACAUCUUUUCCCUGUCAGCCCAAGUCAAAUGGACGAUUCUGAACAAUACAUCUUCCUUGUUUUUUUCCCCCUCAUCUUGUCUUUUAGCAAUACUCGUACUUUUCUUCCUUGUUAUUUUGGGACUUUUGAAGGUGCCCAAGUUUUCAGUGCUUCAUUUAUUUUCAGAAUUUUAUUCUCACCAUCCCAUCUUUUCUGACCCCAGCUCUUUCUCUAAUGUCUGAAACUGCUUGUGCUUGAUAGACUCAAGUUCAUUUUGAUGUUCAGCUGUAAUGUUCCUCCUCUCCUGUGCCAUUGGAAACCUAGCUUCUCCUAGUGAUAGUUGUACAGCUAGUGGAGGUGGGGAAGAGUGUCAGAAAUACAGCAGAGCAGUUGGUGCCACCCUCUAACUCCACUGAAUUUGAGAUGGAGACUGGUACAGUCAGUCUCCUGGGCCAGCUCCACCCCACCGUGUCUUGAACCACCUUGGGUGUUUGUUUUCUCUCUACUCAGUCAGUCACUGGACCACUGAAUCUUAGCAUUAAGUCCUGUUCUUUCUUUUACUACCUUCAAUGCUUCUCAUUACCUCUCACUUGAAUACUCCUUCCCUUGAAACUCAUUUUGAUCAGAUUGUCCCACUCAUGAAAAUUGUUUAUUACAGACACAUCCUUUCUAGUGUUUUUUUAAAAAUAUAAAAAAGAAACACUGAAUCCCGGAGACAUUACUUUUUUCUUUCUUUUUAGAAUUCCUGCCAUGUUCUCAUGGAUAAUUGACAACUGGCCUUUCAAUUUCUUGAUAUUUGUCCCCCGUGAGCCCACUUCAUCCUUCUCAGCCACUCAUUCUCACAGCCAUUUCUUAGCUCUUGUUGCUGCUCAUAAAUGAUCCGAUUUUCACUUACCAUCUUGCCCCGCCUCCCGAGGCCUGCAGGUAGACCAGCAUUCAGUUUGUACAUGUCUUCUGUCACCCACCAUGUGGGGCAGGGCUUUAAGAUCUACCCACAGACUCCUGACAGUAGUUUACAUUAUCUGGGUUCAUCUCUUUUCUGAACUCUGAUUUUAUGUACCCAACAGCCCACUUGAUAGCUGACCAGAUACCAGUUUUUUCCACGGUUUUCUCUAUUUACUUUUCCACAUUUGUUAAGAGAAAUGCCACCCUUCCUGUUCCUUAACCAAAAUCCCUCUGCAGUUAUACUUGAGAUUCUGAGGUUUCUCUGACUGACUGACUGUCCUCACUUUUGAUAUGAAAAAAAUAUUUUGGUAUGUUCUUAAAGAUUACCUUUCAUCUGUUCGUAAUACCAGCACUGUUUGCCUUCUCACCUCCUCCCCCAUCUCCAGCCCUCACUGUAGCUCUUGCAUAUAUGUAUGUGCCCUUCAUCUGUAACUAAGAUCAUUGUAGAAACCGCCAAGUUAGUCUCUGCUUUUGUCUUCAUUGUCCUGUGAACACAGUAGCCAGAGCCACCAUUUAAAAUGGCAUCAAACAGCAUUUCUUUGUUGAAAUCUUUUCAGUGGCCUUCUGUCUUAACCACAGGUACAGGGAAUUCCAGACAUGCUGAUCUCCAAGGCUCUAUGUGUUCCCACCUCUUUUUCUUGUGCCACAUACCGCAUCCACAGCCAUCCCCUGACUUUUCACAACACUGUCCUAAUGCACUUACAUGUGAAGCAUUCUCUGGGUUUCUCUGUCACUCCUGGCCUGUCUAAGUUGCUCUUGCUUACCCCUCGCUGCUUCUUGUACCUCUUUCCUACUGUGCUUUUCCCUUCUUGCUCACACAUGUGUCUACAUGACACAAUGUACUGAUCAACUUGUUCAUCACUUGUUCAUCGCUGUUGUUGUCACUGAAGUGUGAUCUCCAUAAGAGCAAGAAAGCGUAGCUUCUUAUUCAGUGCUGUGAUGCUUUCUGCCCCACAUCUGGAAAACAGAUGUCACAGGUGUAAGUUAAAAUGUGUUCUGAGAUCGUUGUAUAAAACGUAUUUUCUUAGCAUGGCUUAAUCUGAAAUAAUUUGUUAAGACUUUUUUUUCCCCAUAUAAUUUGUAAGUUUGAUGGAAUUUCCCUAGUAAGCAAUGGUAUCAUCUGUGAACAAUGAUGAUUGUGAUUUUCCUCAUCGAAAACUGGAAAAUUUUGUUUUACUUAUGAUGCUUAGAAUCUCCAGGAGGUCACUACGUAUGUGCUUAGAACAAAUAUUCUUCUCAUGUUCAUGUAAACAGAAAUGCUUCUGAUGUUGCAUCACAAAGGAUGGUAUUUGUUGGUUUUGAUAGAUGGUUAGGAUUUUUUAGGUAUGCUGUGUUUUACCAUGAAGGUCAAACUUUUAAAUAUUAUAUUAGCGGUAAUGUGUAAAUCAUGUUUAAGCAUUAGGAUUUCAUUUAAUCAUGAAUAUUGUAUCUUCUGGUUUUGAGUUGAUUUUCCCAUUAAUAUUUCUAUGUGGUAAAUGCCAUUGCAGAUUUUCUCAAUAAAUAUUCCUUCCAUUUGUAGUGUAAAACUAACCUGUUCCUCAUGUGUGAUUUGGUUUGUUUUUGGGCAGGACUUCACUGUUAUUUUUAUCACAUGCCUUCACUUCUAUACUGUAUGUUUAGUCGUGAGGGUCCUAAAAUGUUGUUCUUUGCAGUUUUGAAUUAACUGGAUAAUACAUGUAUAGAUUUCUUAUAGAGUUUUAGAACUGUAACGACUUUGAUUUUAA